Bactrocera neohumeralis is the source of this 4644-nucleotide messenger RNA. RefSeq lists its product as uncharacterized. The coding region runs from base 1 to 4644 and encodes 1547 amino acids. The transcript has 6 exons. The record is from RefSeq and is a predicted model, not a curated record. Lineage: Eukaryota; Metazoa; Arthropoda; Insecta; Diptera; Tephritidae.
AUGGGUGGCUGCUGUUUACUUUUGGACUCAUACGCCAAUAGUUGGAAGUCGAGUUUGAGCGAUAAGGAUAGCUUUAAUACUGACAUGGAUUUUGGUAAAUCUGGUGCCAUGAGCGCACCAUACUCGCAGACAUACUCGAAAUUCGACACUGACAGUUUCAAUACAAAUACAAACACAAAAAGCAGUCAUAAAAGCGGGAUUAGCGAUGGUUCAAGUGUGUUAACCAAAGCCUACAUUAGCUGCAAGCCGGUAUCGAGCAAUGCUGGACACGGCAAAAGUGAUAAUGCCUACUUCGAGUUCACUUCCAAUCUGCAGAACCCAGCACCUAGUAAACCAAGCAGUCCAAAGAGCAAUUUGAAUACUUUCUUACUACUCGAAGCGAAUAACUACCGGAAUGCGUUACAGUCGAAGAACGUGGACAACUUGGAGGAAUUGAAUGAGAAGAAAGUCGAUCCGGAAAUGCGUAAAAUGAUGGAGAAGGUUGAGUUUCCACAUUUCAAGCUAGAUUUCGAUACACAAAUGGAGGAUUUUGCUAGGUCCCGAACGAAGCCAGACGCCGAGGAUGAUGACGAGCCCAUCAGUUAUGAGAAAACAAUUGAAAAUAUACACUUUCCAAGUAUAGUUAACGAUCAAUUCGAUUUGGGACGUAAUGAUUUGUCGCACGAAGCCGACUAUAAACUUUCGAAAAUCGAACAAGAGCAAUCGGAACCGCGUAAGGGACAUAUACGUGGCAGCGAAGGCUUUAGCAGCUUGCAGAGCUUCAACGGUAAAGUGAAUAUACCUUCGAAGCGAAGCACAGGCUUCAAUGCAAUGGAUGAAAUAAAACUGAAAACCAGCACACGGCUUAUGGCUAAAGGUUUGGGUCCCUCAUUGCCCAGUUAUGCGCUCUCCGAAACGCAACACGAACUGCAGCUAGACGAUGCAGUAAAGAAGUUGGAGAAGAACUACGCAUCGGAAAACCAUAUUGGUAUAGGUGAUUACAGCAAUACACGUGACUCGAGCCGAUUAUCAAAAGACGAGCUGGAUUGGCAAGAUCGUCUAAGGCAUAUGGAAGAAAUUGAGGAGCGUUCAUAUGAAAAGUUACUAAAUGAGGAACCAGAAGCUCCUACCGGCGAUAGUGACAUGAAAACUAAAGCCGAAGAUAUUAUAUUGGGUCCUACAUAUACUAUACUACGUCGAAGGCGUACAAGUGCGCUGCCAGACGAGGAAGAGGAGAGCAACCUCUUAGAUUUAUUGCGUACAAAACGUAUUACCAAAAAUCCUAACGAUGAUGGUAAUGAACAUUCACGAAUAGCAAGUAAAUUAACGCCAAAUGAUAUAUUAGUGGAGCGCUUACCAGACCUUAGGCCCGUCAGAGGGAAUAAAGCGUCGGUCGAUGAAGUGCCAGCACCGGUAGAAUCAGCGGCUGAAGAACCGUUACAGGAAGACUCGGCAGCAGAAGAUGUAGAUGCUGAUUCAGAGCAACUCGACGAUAUGGAUGAAGCACAACUGGUCGAUGAUAACCAGGUAUUGGCAGGGGAAAAUGUUGGAAACUCACAUACCAAACGUUGUGGCGAACAGGAGGGUAAUUAUAAGACUACUGAAGAUAAGCAGGAGGAUAAUUAUAAGACUACUGACGAUAAAAGUACGCAUGAUAAGGAUAAUGACGUUGAACAUAAAAUGACGAUAUUCAAAUUCAAGCGUGAUCUUAACAAAGAUGAAGACUCCAACGAACCGAAGCGGCACCUUAAGCGUAUUGGUGUGGUCAAUGAGGAUGGCGAAAUGACUGCAGUAAAGGAAGUAGAUUUAGGAGGACUGCUCGAUCUAAUGACGUUAGACAAUCUCAUGUCUAAGCGUGAAAACCAUGAAAAAGAGAAUGUAAAUACUGAGCAGGAAAACGGAGUAGCGGCAACUGAUGGCGCUGACAAAUUGACUGCAAAAGGUGAUCCAAAACAAAAAGUAUUGCGCAGACGCAGACGUGAAAUAGCUAUUUCAAGAAAGGAGGUCUUCAACGAUGAUUGCUUACAUGUAUUGAAUGGUGCCGAAAGAAAACGGCGUUCACUCAAUGGAAAGGAUAAACGGCGCAUUAGAAGGGAAGCUUCAAAGACAAAGGAGAAUGAAGAGAAAAAAGAUAAAGAGAAGACAAAUGAAAAUGUGGAGACAAAAAAGAACAAGCCGAUAGACGACGAGAAGGACAGUGAUAAAAAGUUAACGCGAAGUGAGGGAAAAGAAGAGAGUCCAGCCCAUUUGAUGGACAAGCGACACACGCAAGCUGCCGACCCCAUCGAUGAUAAUAAUGCAGAUAAUCGCAAGGUGGUAAACACUGCAUUGAUAAUAAACGAUGAUGGGAAUUUUAUACCGGCUGACGUUUAUGAAAGGCACGAGCUGCCGUCGAGAAGCGAAACGCUUAACGAUGCAGCCGUUAUAGCGGCGGACAGAAAGGCCAUGAACGCUGCCAGAGCGACUUAUGCCAGAAAUGCAGAAAGAGCGCCCAACUAUAUUGACACGCGCGAAGAUAACUACGGUGAUUUGAUGGAGCGCUUGAGACGACUGUCGCUGCGUAAUCGUGUACAUGAUGCGGAACGGGAGAGUGAUUUUAGCAACUCUGUUGGUGAGUUCGGCAAUCAAAAAUUUGAUAAUCUCAAAGAGGUCGAUCAAAAUGCCCGUCAUUUCGAUGGAAUGCCAGCCGACAACCUAUGGUAUGGCUCCGAUCCAUGGGGGGAAGAUCAGGACAACAACAAUCAGCAAGAUAAAACUGAUGAAACUACAAACAGAAAUCAGCCAAACCACCAACACACGGCACUGAUUUUACAGAUCGAAGAUGGUGCCAUCAAAAGUAUCGAAAGGAAAGAACAGCCGAGCAAGCAGAAUGAAGCGGGUGUGGUAAGCGAACAAAUAGGGAAUAGCGAGGAAGAAGAAGCGGGUGGUGGUGAUGACGCGGCAUUCGGUUGGUUUGGAAAGAAUGAAAAUAAAGAUGCGGCAAGUUGUAAAGGUGGAGACAAUGGCUUGGUAUUGCAUUUGAAUGAUCAGAUGCUCAACUGCACCGCAUUUAAUACGUUGGAGAGUUUCCUUAAAUCCGUACAACAGCAGCAAAAUAGAGUUGACGGUAGCAGAGGUGGCGGUAGCACUUCAAAUGGAAGUGGUAACACUUCUAAUGGAGGCGGUAAUAAUUCAAAUGGUGAUGGCACCACACAUAACCACAAUAAGGAACAAGGUAGACAUGGCGGACAUUCAGGAGGUGGUGAGCAAAAAAAUGGUGGUUACGGAGGAGUAGAUAAUCGACCAUUCGGAAAUGCGGGCGGUUCGCACGACAAGUCUGGACAUGGAGGUUAUGGCGAUCGAGGGAAUGGUAACCAUGGCGGUACUAAAAACAGUGGAAGCAACUCUGGUGAUGGUGCUGGAAAUGGCGCCGUUAACUUUGGCGUCGUUGGCGGUGGUAAUGGUCUUGCACCUGCUGGCAAUACCUGUGGAACGAAGGGCAACGACGGUAAUACUAGUGGCGGUUCAAGUGGCCAGAAGGCCAUGAAGCUAAACAUCACUAUCAAUGCGAGCGUUAUGGGCGACCAAAAGGCGAAGAACUUUUUCGGCAAUGGCACGUUUAAAGUGCAGAGCGAAGAUCGCGAACGACGCGGCGUUUCGUUUCCACAAUUCGAGGCAUUUAAACGGUACACAACGAAGCGGAAAUGCGCGAAGCCGAAGGCGAGUUGCGAUGACAGCAAGGUAAAUGGGAAGGGUUCGCUGGAGCUAGUCAAAUCUAUGUUCAAUAUGGCGAAAUGUAAUCCGCAAAUGAAACCAUUGUGGGCCGUUUUAAAGCGCAAUCAACAAUGCUUGAAGAAAAUUCCACCACAGGAGAACAGUUUUGAGAAAAUGCAAAAGGACGAUGUAAACCACAUCGAAGACAUGGUUCAACAAGCUAUGGAGGCCAUAAGUGAUAUUAUCGACGAUCAAGUGGAACAACGCUCUUGCAUACCAUUGCCGCCGGAGCUGAGAAUAUUUUACGAUGAAAUAUUGGAAAUCUACGAAAGCAAUUCGGCUGAAGGCGUGCGAGAAAAACGUGCCUAUAUCGAUGCGCCCUUCAAUGAGUUCAGCAAAGAGGUGCGUCUCAUUGACCCAAACAGUGUUGAGGAACGUUCACGUAUCGUUAAGAAACUACUGCGCCAAUACGACGGUCUACCGAUUGAGGACCAACAACAGAUGGUGGGCGUACGUGAUGAUCUCCUGCAGAAUUUGAACAUGUUGCAACACAUGCAAUUAGAGCAGAUGCAUAAGAAACGAGAGCCAAAAGACCAGCAUCCGGAGCAAGAGCAGCAGCCACUGCAGGACCUGCAACCACUGCAAGAGCAGCAUACGCAGCAAGAACAGCGUCUGCAACAAGAACAGCAUACACUGCAGGAGCAGCAGCCGGAGCAGGAGCAAGAAAAUCAACCAGAAGUAGUGCAAUUGCAAAACGAUGCCAAGGAUGUGACAGCGGAGGUGGAAAGUGAUAUGCAGGCGCGACACCGUCGUGAAGUGUUGAAGCGUUUGGAAGCCGAGAAAGAUAUUGAUGAGCAGGUCAUAAAGGCAUUCGAUCUACCGUAUACGCCGGAAUAUGUGCGCUUGAUGAAGGCGUCGGAAUUAAUGCAAGAGCAAGAUCAAAGAGAAACUGAGCGAAACAGAGCGAACUGA